CACUUACGCACAUAACAAAAAUGUCCGCUUUCACCCUCUCCACCUCCACCGUGGCCCGCUCCGCCUUCACCGGCCGCAAGGUUGCCGUCCGCCGCAACGCGCCCGUCGCCAAGGCCCGCGGCAUGAAGGUCCAGGCCUUCACCGUCACCCUCGAGACCCCCGAGGGCAAGCAGGACAUCUCCUGCGCCGACGACACCUACGUCCUCGACGCUGCUGAGGAGGCCGGCAUUGACCUCCCCUACUCCUGCCGCGCGGGUGCCUGCUCCUCCUGCGCGGGCAAGGUCACCGCCGGUACCAUCGACCAGUCCGACCAGUCCUUCCUCGAUGACGACCAGAUGGGCAACGGCUUCGUCCUCACCUGCGUCGCCUACCCCACCUCCGACUGCACCAUCAAGACCCACAUGGAGGAGGAGCUCUACUAAAUGGCUUCGCCGCAUGGUCUGACGCCGGGGUGGGCCUUGGCGUUGGACCGAGCUUUGGGUGUGCCUGCCGAUAGCCGCUGAGUGCGGAUGGUCGUGACCUGUCGCGCCAGCGGGCUCUCGAUGGAGCAAAUUUUUUCGCAGAGACGAUUCCUUAGCCACUCCUUUGUUUAAUACUACGGGAUGCGUGGAAUCGUGACGAACG
Messenger RNA from Micromonas commoda, 624 nucleotides. It is a transcript of the gene PETF3, whose product is annotated as ferredoxin, chloroplast precursor. The transcript has 4 exons. NCBI's taxonomy places the organism in Eukaryota, Viridiplantae, Chlorophyta, Mamiellophyceae, Mamiellales, Mamiellaceae. Gene Ontology annotation, molecular function: 2 iron, 2 sulfur cluster binding; electron transfer activity. Gene Ontology annotation, biological process: electron transport chain. The record is from RefSeq and is a predicted model, not a curated record. Bases 21 to 422 code for a protein of 133 amino acids.